AUGUCACUGGAACCUCUCUCAGUAUAUGCUGCUCGCACCACGGAUGAUUUGGAGCCACUUGACUCCGAGCUACUUAUGUUGAUUGCUGCUGAUGAUGCUGAUACUUUUUUUCCAAAGGAGGUUGAGGUCUACAACAAGGAAAUUGUCGACGACUUUGCACCUUUAAACCCUUUGUCAAUACCGAUGGCAGUGGACGCGUUCAACCCUGGUUUCUCACAUCUGGAAGUGCUAGAUCUUAUGAAUCUUCUCGCACCAGAGACUUUAAAAAUGCCGACCUUUGUCCGAAGCUACUCGGAGCCGAUCAAGAAGAUAAGCAAGCGCAGUAAAAAGUGCACGUACGCUGCUCGAAGGAGAGAGGUGGCAUUUCUUCGCCAGGAGUCAGUAGUGCUUGAAAUACGCCUGAAUGAAAUGCGCAAGAAUCACUUUGCGUCACCUCGAACACGUGAGCAGGCUGACCGUGAAACGUACAAUCUGGCAAAGUCCAAGGAGGAAAACCAGCGCCUUCGUGCUUUGGUAUCGAAUCAAGAGGCCAAGAUCCGUCAAGCUGACGCGUAUAUGGUCAGUGUCAACCACCCCCAGCAAUCCGAUUCAAUGCUAGCACACCUCCUUACGAAGAAGGUGUGCCUUUUUGAACCGAUCUAG
Messenger RNA from Peronospora farinosa, 642 nucleotides. The record is from the annotation of a GenBank genome assembly. NCBI's taxonomy places the organism in Eukaryota, Oomycota, Peronosporomycetes, Peronosporales, Peronosporaceae.